CGCGGCUGCAGAGUGAGCAGUAAGCAGCGGGGAGACACAGCCCUUCGCCACAGCCAGCCUCCGCGUGUGUUCCCUCUGUCGGGAGAGCGCCAAUGCCUGGGCCGACCCAAACCUUGUCCCCAAAUGGAGAGAACAACAACGACAUCAUCCAGGAUAACGGGACCAUCAUUCCUUUCCGGAAGCACACAGUGCGCGGGGAGCGGUCCUACAGUUGGGGAAUGGCGGUCAACGUGUAUUCUACCUCGAUAACCCAGGAGACUAUGAGCAGGCAUGACAUCAUUGCGUGGGUUAACGACAUCGUCUCUCUAAACUACACAAAGGUGGAGCAGCUCUGUUCAGGAGCCGCCUAUUGCCAGUUCAUGGACAUGCUCUUCCCAGGCUGUAUCAGUCUGAAGAAAGUAAAAUUCCAAGCAAAGUUGGAGCAUGAGUAUAUCCACAAUUUUAAACUUCUGCAGGCAUCGUUUAAGCGGAUGAAUGUUGAUAAGGUAAUUCCAGUGGAGAAGCUGGUGAAAGGGCGUUUCCAAGACAACCUGGAUUUUAUUCAGUGGUUUAAGAAAUUCUACGAUGCUAACUAUGAUGGGAAGGAGUAUGAUCCUGUCGAGGCGCGACAAGGGCAAGAUGCAAUUCCUCCCCCUGACCCUGGCGAACAGAUCUUCAACCUGCCCAAGAAGUCUCACCACGCAAACUCCCCCACAGCAGGUGCGGCUAAAUCGAGCCCAGCAGCUAAGCCGGGAUCCACACCUUCUCGCCCCUCGUCUGCCAAAAGGGCUUCAUCCAGUGGCUCUGCAUCCAGAUCUGACAAAGAUUUAGAAACACAGGUCAUACAGCUCAACGAGCAGGUACAUUCGUUGAAACUUGCCCUAGAAGGUGUGGAGAAGGAGAGGGACUUCUACUUCGGGAAGCUGAGAGAGAUCGAAGUGCUGUGCCAGGAACAUGGGCAGGAAAACGAUGACCUUGUGCAGCGACUAAUGGAAGUACUCUAUGCUUCAGACGAGCAGGAGGGCCAAACAGAAGAGCCAGAAGCCGAGGAGCAAGCCCAUGACCAGCAGCCCCAGCAGCAAGAAGAGUACUGAACCGCCUCAGCAGCUCUUGACACUUCCAUCGUGUGUAGGGACUUUUCUUCUGGAGAAUUGGAACGUGUGUGGCCUGGAGCUCAGUAGAAACCAGCUGUUCCCAACCUGCCGUUACUAUCCAUCCGCCGCGAUGUCGCAUCGCCAACCAUUGCACUUGGUCUCCAUUUCCUUUGCCAAGAUGCGUUAGCAGAUGGCCGUUCUUUCUGGUCAUCUACCUGCGAGGUCAUAGGGUCACAUACCUUCAACUUCACCACUCGGCUGCUUGAAAUUGGUUCUACUCUUUCCCUUGUUUCUUUCCAGAACAGCUCUUUCCCACCCCAACACCACCACCACCACCAUCACCACCGCUACCACCACCACCCCUUUUUAUCCUGGUGUGAAACAAUGGUAAUUUGAUAUAUGGUAUUUAUAUUGGCAUUUCUCAACCCAGUGUCACUAGAUGUCACACGCAUUUGUGGUGCUUUGAUGUUUGCGAGUCUAACCUCCUAUCAUAAAUUUGGUCAGAUUAAGUAAUUGGAACAAAGGGAAACAGAUCCUUGAUAUGAAAGCCAUAAGACAGUAGCUUGUGUCGUGGGAAAACGCAGUUUCUCCCUCUACUCACAACACUAAGGGGAAAAGAAUGGAUUCAGAACUAGGACUUCAGGGCCCAGCAGUGUUGAUAGAGCAGCAUAUCAGACAACCACACAGACGACAUUCACUCCCAGACAACACCAUCUCAGCUUCGCCUCGGCUCCGUGUACCCCUGCCCACCCUCCCCACUUCCCAGCUUCUCGUGUUGUUUUCUUUUCUCAGGGUCCUCUUUGGUGGGGGUCCAUUCCCCGCAAGAUGUUGUCAUUGGCAGUCUGCAGUUGCAAAGGCGGGGGGAGUCUCAGAAGGCACAAGCCUUCCCGCCUCAUUCCUCUCCCCCUUUGUGAGGGCUUCAACCCAGGCCCUGCAAUUCCCAUGAAUUAGGGGGAUCGAGGGUGUACCCGGCAUGCCAGCCUUCCGCAUCGUGUUGGGACUGGCUGCAAAGCUGGAAAUGAAGACUUGAUUAGAAGCAUGGUUUCAGUGACUCCCAUUACCUUCCGGAGUAAGGACCCUCCCUGUCUCUGCAACACAGGGGCCCUUGUCAUUGACAUCUGCUCGACCAUGGCAAUUCAUAAAAAAUAGGAGACAUUAGUGAAUUGAAAGCAUUCCUUGUUUUUGACUAACAUUUGCACAUUUUCUUAGUGUCUUUCCUGACCGUUGCCUGUCUCCCCCUUUUAGCAGAUGACGCCCCUCCUAGCUCCCUCCUUUCAUUUGGUUUUGACUCUCGGUUUCCUGUCGCUGGUCAUUAGGCCAGCAAGUGCAGAAAAACAAGAAACAAAUGUGCCCGCCCCACCUUCCACUUAAAAAAAAAAACUCAAAAUAAAUUUCUGAAUUAUGCAUCAUAAAGCUUUGAAAGUUCUUUAUUAACUGAUGAAAUGCUAACUUUAAAUUCUAGCAUCGAAGUUUGCAACAAAAGACGGCUUUCCGAAAUCACCCUUUCCAGCCAGGUGUACAUAAUGAGGUCUUUGUGGGAAGAUGGCUUGCGUCCUUGAGAUGGUCACAACGCACUGUGCAGACAUGGACAGAUGUUCCAUGGUGUCUGGUUCCCCUUCCUUCUCUCUCCUGCUCACUCAGCCCUACAGCAGCAGCUCACCUCUCUGAGGCUGGAAGGCCUUGCUCCUUGCAGUGACAUCCUCCCAUGCCUGAUUGUGGCAGUGGCCGUGCUAUGGGCAGCAUCAGGCUUACUGGUUUGUUGCUCUUCGGAGUCUGUCUUAUUCACUCACUGUGUUUUUGUUUGUUUAUUUAAUAGCUAUUAUAAGGAGGUACAGUGAACAGCUACUUAUGGAUACCAGAGUGGUUGCUUUACCUGCCCUGGAGAUCUCAGUAAUGCCCAGGGUUGGGUGAUUUUAUAGCCACACUCCUGUAAAUGGGUACCGGGAGUCAGGCGCUUGUCUUCUCCCAGGCCUCUUGAGGCUGGUAAACUUGCAUAAAGCUCUCCCAGUGCCUCUUGCCGGAAGCACCCCGUUCUUCUUCACCUCCCUGGACUACUUAGCUGGAGACCUGCUGGCCACAUGUCUUAGCCUGAAAUAAUGUUUCCCAGCUGGUAUACUCCUCCUCCUUCCCAGUGCCUCGGGCCAGACCAUUCAUCCAUUUAGAGACAAGCUGUACCUCUUCUUCCCAUACCCAUCUUAAAAAUCUUCUCAAGUGUUAAGUCCCAGACGAUGCCAUGGAUGCUUGGGGGACGUCAUUCACAGCGAUUUCCAAGCUAUCCUUAGGCUGGAACUCUUGCCUCUGGGCACCCACCGCUGAUGGGUGGUGGGACACAUUCUCUUUUCUUGGCAUUCAGGCUCACGUGCCUCUAAGCUCUCUCCCAAUCACCUGACAUCAUAUUGGGUCCAGAGGCAUCCCAGCAUGUGUGCGCUGCUCCUCCUCCCUCAGGAAGUCUGAAUUUUCUUUUUUGUUCAUCCCACGCCCGCUGAUGUCUGAUUAUAGCGCUUCCGUUAUCACUGUUAGAUUUUGGAAGUGAUCGAAGCACGGGACAAAGAGAAAGCUCAUGUUCAUUCUAAGUAGAAAAAGCAGGAAAUAGGUAAAUAAAUAAAUAAACAUUCUGUUGAACUGAGAGAAGGAAACCCCAGAAGGGAGCCAAGACUCCCUCCUUUCCCUGGUGAGUGUCUCCAUUAUUCCGUUAAGGUUUAAUAUGCAUUCAGAUUGCUUUCACUAAAUAGUACACCAUAAAGCUUUUGUUAUAUAUUAAAUGUAAACUGAAAGGAAUGUAAACAUAUGUAUUGUUAAUUAUAAAUAUCGAUAAGUAAUGGCAUUCUAGAUGAAGAGGUCUUAUUCAGAUGCUUUCACACCCAUUUACAUUGCCCACUGUUGUCGCAUGGUAGGAUAGCUCUUUGUCUCUGAAGAUGUGAAUAACUUGACUUGCGUUGACCUUUUUACAUAUUUAAUAAAAAAAAAUAUA
Molecule: messenger RNA, 4044 nt
Organism: Microtus oregoni (creeping vole)
Lineage: Eukaryota; Metazoa; Chordata; Mammalia; Rodentia; Cricetidae
Product: microtubule-associated protein RP/EB family member 2
Exons: 7
Coding region: 93-1073 (326 amino acids)
Biological process (GO): spindle assembly; regulation of microtubule polymerization or depolymerization; protein localization to microtubule plus-end
Cellular component (GO): spindle midzone; microtubule organizing center; microtubule plus-end
Molecular function (GO): microtubule plus-end binding
Source: RefSeq, a predicted model, not a curated record